Molecule: messenger RNA, 3279 nt
Organism: Oxyura jamaicensis (ruddy duck)
Lineage: Eukaryota; Metazoa; Chordata; Aves; Anseriformes; Anatidae
Product: tubulin polymerization-promoting protein family member 2-like
Exons: 4
Coding region: 2697-3203 (168 amino acids)
Biological process (GO): positive regulation of protein polymerization; microtubule bundle formation; microtubule polymerization
Cellular component (GO): microtubule
Molecular function (GO): calcium ion binding; tubulin binding
Source: RefSeq, a predicted model, not a curated record
CUCCUCUGUUUCUUCAUCUCUGGCCAAUCUAAAAUACUUCAAACCUCCUCAAAUGCAAUUUUAAGCUGAGCUCAUAGCAAGCUUGCAGCAGCCUCAAAUACUUAACUAGUUACUUGGGAGCAUUUCUGUACUCCCUUGGCCUGACUGUCAAAACCCUUCCAACUGAAAGCAGAAAAAAAUUGGCAUGUAGUCAAGAGAGAAUUGAAAAGCAAAGACCAUAGGCACAAUGUCAGAUUAAUCUCUGUGUUAACUUCACUGGAGCACUAUGUCUGGAACGUAUUAAUACAAUUUUGCUGUGUGAUCUGUCAGUUGCAUGCUAUCAUUCUAAGUAGUGACUCUUUAAAACCUUGUCCUCCAGGUUAAAUGAAUUUAGCAAUAGUGAACUGGCAGAUCAUAGGAGAUGUUUGUCCUUAGAGGUGUCUGUGGUGGAAAUCUGCAGAUUUUGGUGCUUAGCCCAAUGCUUUUUCACAUUUUUAUUGGUGAACUGAAAAUACGUGUAAAAUUGCUGUUGAUAAAAUUUGUUGAUGACAAAAGAAACAGACAUUCUUCUGGGGAAAUAUAAGUAUAGAGAAGUCAGGCAGAAAAUUUCACAACAGCAAUCUGGCCAUUUGCCUUUUUGCUAAUGAGGUAUAUUGAUAACAGGAAUCUCUGGCCAUGCACGUGUGCAUAUGACAUUUUUUAUUGUUUUCCCUCAGGAAACUGGAACUCAAGGUUAGAGAUAACAAACUUAUCUUACAUAUAUUAUUAUAGAGUAUAUACAAGUAUAUAUUAUUUUGAAGUAUGUUAAAAUUUGGUGAUCUGUGGUGAGCUUUGGGUAUGCUUACUCUACCUACAAAGUGCAUAUCUGGAGAGGGCUUUGUCCUUUUGCUCAGACAGGAGUUGGAAGAAACCACCUGUUCAACCCUUGCACACUCUCAGAUAUGCUCCCCACCUUCCAUGGCAAUCUUUGCAGCUUUGGACACUUGUCUGGUUUGAGUUGUUUUUGUUUAUGGUUUUGUUGAGCUCAUGACUAGGGAGCAAUGCCCUAGUAACUUUAAGGGAAGUGACCUUCUGGUUCAUUCAUUGUCACAUUCAGACUAGGAGGAGGAGAAAUGAAGCUGUCGUCAUCACAGCCGAACUGUAAUAAUGUGAAGUUACAGGGGAAAAAAAGGAGGUGAAUUCCUGACCUCGGAAUUUAUGGAUGUUUGGCUACUCACUCUAACAAAACAUUGCCUUCUUUCUGAGGCUGUCAGCUUUACCCAGUCACCUUAGAGAAGGUUUACAUUAAUCAAUUAGAUUAUAUAUGUGUAUAUAUAUAUUUAAUGCAAUUAAAAGAAAAAAAAAAUCAAUUCCAAAUAUAUGCUUUGCUAUAGAAAAGUCUUUCCAGAAUGUAAGAAAAAUCCCCACCAACAAUAUGCACAUCUAUCCCCUGCCUCCAUGUGGUGACAUCUCCUGCCUCAUUUCUUCUGUGCUUUCCUUGCACUGGCAGCACUACUGGCAUUCGUGCUCAGGCAGCCCCCAAACAGGCCACCGUCAACAAGAAAAAAGACGUCAAUUCCUUGAGAUAAUCAGCAUUUGCCUAAAAAGCAGAAACAACCCUGCUACCAAUGGUUUGGCUGAGGAUUACAUUAGCAUCCUCACUCCCCAUUCCCAGCUCAUUAGCAUCUUGUGGCACUUCAAAACCAGCCAGAGGUAUGGCUCUGGUGCUGCCCUGGUAGGGUGGGGUGCCUGUAACCCAUCACUGGCAGUAGCAAAGGGUGGCAGUGGAUGUUUUUUUUGCUGUUUCAGCCUUUCCUGGAUCCCCACUGCCGGUCAGUGCCCUUUGCACAAAACCUGCCAAGGGGCAAAUGAGUUUCUCUCAUUAACAGCGUAAUUGAUGAGGAAUUAUGGACAGCUCAGCAGGAAGAGCAAAGGCCAUAAGGAUGAGCAAAAGCACUACGUGCACAGCACUAGCUGCAAGGUUUUACUCCUGGAAGAGGUAGACCUUCACCAAGCUCACCCAGCUGCUUAGAGCUGGGUGUACUGUGACAGGCAGCAAGACCAGAAAAUACCUUCCUGUUAAUUAGUGGCAAGAAUAUUUCUGAAAUAAGGUAUAUUUAUACAUGGCUCCAUGUUGUCUUGAGCCUUACUGAUGUCCUGGAAGUCCUAGUCUCUGUUUUCACUUCAGUUUUCUACUUUAAUUUUGUUGGCAUAGGAGUGGAAAAAAAAGUGAUUCUCUAAGAUUUUGCACAUGUGGUGUGUGCCAUAUCUCUCCCCCUUCCCUGGCUUUUUGGAGUCAUUGGUUUGCUGGUGACUGCCCAGGCUCAUCCCCUAGCCAGGGCCUGAUGCUGGUAGUAGAUUAUCUCCUCAGGGAAGCAUGAACAAGGGCUGGCUGUGUUUACUGGUUAUAGGGGUAGCCCCCCUUCCCACUGGAGGAAGAGUGCACAUCCCAGUACAGAUGACGUGAGACAUGUAUGCUGGAUGAAAACCAUACAGUAUUUGCUUAUUUUCCCAGUGGGCUGAAGGUCCAGUGACCCCCACCCGUGCCCCACAGAACAUGGUGUUGCCACCCGGCUGCGGUGUUCUUGGUGAGGACUGUGAAGCAGGUGCUGAGGUGAACAAUCCGCAGGCGAGGCACAGGGCGUGCCCGCCACCUCCAGGGAGACAGCAGGGACAGUGCCGCCACCAGCACCGCCACCAGCACCGCCACCAGCACCGCCACCUCACACAGCAGCAAGAUGUCUGGGGUAGAAGACGCUUUCCGUAAAUUCGCAGUAUAUGGUGACACAGCUGCCAGCGGCAACGAGAUGACAGGGAAAAACUUUUCCAAGAUGUGCAAAGAGUGUGGGGUGAUGGAUGGAAAAGCCGUGACCAGCACUGAUGUCGACAUAGUAUUCAACAAAGUCAAGACCAAGGGUGCCCGCACCAUCACCUUUGCUGAGUUCCAGCAGGCCAUGAAGGAGCUCUGUGGUAAACGUUUCAAGGGCAAAUCACCAGAGGAAGCACUGCAGGCUGUGUAUGGCCUCAUCGAGGGGAAGGAGCCGGGCAGUGCAGGCACCACGAAAGCCACCAAGGUUGGUGGGGUCGAGAGGCUGACAGACACUAGCAAAUACACUGGCAGUCACAAGGAGCGCUUUGAUGAGAGCGGCAAAGGGAAGGGUCUUGCUGGCCGUGAGGACCUGACUGACAACAGCGGCUACGUCGGUGGCUACAAGGGAGCAGGCACUUAUGACAAGACACACUAGGCAUGAAACUACUUAGGAAAGCAAGGACUUUCUUCCCCUAUUACUUGGGAGGAGAGGCAAAUAAAUACCUCAUGCA